AUGUCAAAAUUCCAAGAUAGUCUCUUGGGGGAAUAUGGAGUGGAAUGGAAGGAUAUAGCUGUUGCGUUGCGACCAAGCACAACUCUUCAAUAUCUUUUCGCAGGGCUGGGCUUCUUAACCUUCUACGUCCUCGUCUUCAAACCCCUCCGCAACAUCUUCUUCCACCCACUUUCGCACCAUCCAGGCCCCAGACUCUUCGCCGCAUCUUCUCUCCCCUACGGUCUCUGGUACAUCUCCGGCUACUGGCACACCAAGAUCUUCGCCCUACAUGCCCACUACGGCCCCAUCGUGCGUAUCGGGCCCAAUGAGCUGUCCUACGCAUGUCCCGAAGCCUGGGACGACAUCUACGGGCGCUAUGUCCCCGCAAAGCGCAAGGAAAACCCAAAGCCAGAAUGGUACUGCAGCCCUGCCUCCCACGAUAUGGUAGGCGCAAACCUGGGCGACCACGGACGCAUGCGUCGCGUCAUGGCGCCAGGGUUCACGUACGGGGCUAUGUGCAAGCAAGAGCCGCUGAUUGCGGGGCAUGUGGACUUGUUCCUGGAGAAGCUGGCGGAGAAGUGUAAGGGCGGCGAGGAAGCGGAGGUAAAUAUGCUGGAGUGGUUUACAUAUUGCACCUUUGAUCUGAUUGGGGAUCUGGCGUUUGGGGAGCCGUUUGGAUGCUUGGAGAACGCCAUGCUGCAUCCGUGGUUGCAGUUGGUGUUUGCGAACAUCUACAUCACACAUAUCCUGGUGCUGUGUAAGCGGAUACCGUUCUUCUAUCUGUUUCUGCCGCUCAAAACCACGGUGCAGCUGUUCCUCGAGUUCUCGCGGCAUGUGGUACUGCUGAAAGAGGUCGUGGACCGGCGGCUUGCGCGUGAGGGAAAGCGAGACGAUUUUAUGGACAUUAUGACGAGCAAGCCCAGCAAGACGCUGUAUCUCACCAAGGAAGAGAUAUUCAAAAACGCAAUCUUACUCACCGGCGGAGGCGCCGAGACGACUUCCAGCUCCCUCACAGGCAUGGCGUAUAUUCUCGCUAUGCGGCCGGAUGUAAAGCGAAAGGUGGUGCAAGAACUCCAUGCGACGUUCGCGUCAGAAGCCGAUAUCAACAUGCGUAGCGUCGCAAAAUUAACGUACACGGGCGCUUUCAUCGAAGAAGCACUGCGGUACUACCCACCCGGUCCCAAUACCAUGUGGCGUCGGACGCCAGAAGGAGGGAACACGAUUUUGGGUGAACACAUCCCCGAGAAUACCGUCCUCGGCAUCCCACACCGCGUCCUCUACCGCAGUCCAACAUACUGGGCACGCGCAGAUGAAUUCCACCCCGAGCGAUGGCUCCCCGAGGGCCAGCGACCAUCCGAGUUUGAUGCCGACCGACGUGACGGGUUUCAGCCGUUCUCCUAUGGCCCGCGCGUGUGCAUUGCCAUGAAUCUUGCGUACGCGGAGAUGCGGUACAUCCUAGCGCGCUACCUGUGGCACUUUGAUAUCGACAUAACGGAGAAGAGUAAGACUUGGAUGGAUAAUCAGAAGGCGUAUCUUGUGUGGGAUAAGCCGGGAUUGUUUCUGCGUUUAACGCCUGUUGAUGGGGUGGCAAGAGAGUGA
Molecule: messenger RNA, 1578 nt
Organism: Dothidotthia symphoricarpi CBS 119687
Lineage: Eukaryota; Fungi; Ascomycota; Dothideomycetes; Pleosporales; Dothidotthiaceae
Product: cytochrome P450
Exons: 4
Coding region: 1-1578 (525 amino acids)
Molecular function (GO): monooxygenase activity; heme binding; iron ion binding
Source: RefSeq, a predicted model, not a curated record